GUGGGCAGCUUCUCCGAGAUGAACAAGUUCCCGGCGGCAAUUGAUUAUUUGGAUUCGGGGAAGGUCAAGGUGAAGGGGAUUGUGAAUAAGGUCUUCAAGAUCGAAGAGUGGGAGGAUUGUUUGGAGGCGAUGAAGAAUAAGAGUGCCAUUAAGGCUGCGAUUGUGUUUGAUUAAUUAGUCUGAUUAUUUAGUUGGGGUUAAGACACAGAUCUCCGUUGAUAUCACCGUCUCCGUCUCCGUCUCCGUCCACUUCACUAGCACAGUACAUCCGCCACCACCAAUUAGACAAAAUGGUCAAACCACUAACCUUCAAAGGCGAUAAGCCCAAAAAGCGCAAGCACCGCACUGACGACUCCUCCAUCUCCACGCCCAAACCCCCCAAAAUCGCCAAAGACUCUGAACAAGCCGCCGAGGACGCGGAAGAAGACACAGAAGACCAAAGCUGGGUCUCAGCAGAUACACCCUCUGACCUCGCCGGUCCGAUUGUCCUCAUUUUACCCUCUGAAAAGCCUACAUGCGUCGCUAGCGACACGAAUGGAAAGGUGUUUGCGAGUGAACUGGAGAAUCUAAUUGAGGGCAAUCCGGCGACGGCGGAACCGCAUGACGUGCGACAGGUCUGGGUCGCGACAAGAGUCGCAGGGACGGAGGGCUUUAGUUUCAAGGGACACCAUGGGAAAUACCUAAGCUGCGACACUCACGGCAUCCCCAGCGCAACAUCCUCCGCCAUCUCCCACCGCGAAUCCUUCCUCGUCAUCCCCUCACCCGAUCUCCCCGGUACAUUCGCGCUGCAAACCCACGGUGGCGACAAAGAAUCCUUUCUCUCAAUUACCGAAAGCGACUCCGGACAUAAGGGUGGUGGCAUCGAUAUCCGCGGCGACACGACGACGCUCUCCUUCGAAACGACGAUCCGCAUCCGUAUGCAGGCGCGUUUUAAGCCACGCAUCAAAGCGAACAAGGAGAGUAAGGCGAUGGAGAAGAUUAGUCAGAAAGAGUUGGAGGGGAUCGUGGGGAGGAGGUUGGAGGAUUCGGAUGUGAAAAGGUUGAGGAAGGCGAGGAAGGAAGGAAAUUUUCAUGAGGAGGUGUUGGAUGUUCGGGUUAAGGGAAAGCACGAUAAGUUUGCUUGAUUGUCUUCCAGGGACAUGCUGGUUUGGGAGGGUUUGCAGAGCUGUGUUAAACCCACCCCCUUUUCUUUUUUUUCUUUUUUUUUCCAUCUACUGGCCAGGUCAGGCCAGACAGGACGACCGGGACAGGUCCCGUACAGAGCAAGGUUGCUCUGCCGACUACGAUACCACACUAACUCGCAUCGGCUUCGAGUCAUUACAUAAAAGAGCAACUUGAAUACAACAAGAUACAUAACAUUGCGAAGGGGUAUCAUAACACAACCAAUAACUACAAAUAGAUCAGCAUGAAUAAACAAGGAGAGAAGACUAGUUCGUCCUCCGCUGCAUAUAAUCCCGU
Molecule: messenger RNA, 1458 nt
Organism: Aspergillus ruber CBS 135680
Lineage: Eukaryota; Fungi; Ascomycota; Eurotiomycetes; Eurotiales; Aspergillaceae
Exons: 2
Coding region: 291-1124 (277 amino acids)
Cellular component (GO): nucleolus; catalytic step 2 spliceosome; striated muscle dense body
Molecular function (GO): actin filament binding
Source: RefSeq, a predicted model, not a curated record